Molecule: messenger RNA, 1704 nt
Organism: Malania oleifera
Lineage: Eukaryota; Viridiplantae; Streptophyta; Magnoliopsida; Santalales; Ximeniaceae
Product: probable WRKY transcription factor 9
Exons: 5
Coding region: 1-1704 (567 amino acids)
Biological process (GO): regulation of DNA-templated transcription
Molecular function (GO): DNA-binding transcription factor activity; sequence-specific DNA binding
Source: RefSeq, a predicted model, not a curated record
AUGGAUCUGUCCCUGAAGAUGGAGGCUGGUCAGCUGCAAGUAGUGCAGGAAGAUGAUGAAGCUGGAAAGGAUCAGGAGGAUGGAGAGAGGAUACGAAGAUCAAUGGUGGAUGCAGAAAAUGAUGAUAUUGAGGAAAGAAAGGUACGUGUAUCAGACAAAGCCCCAGCAUUAGAAGCCGAUGAUGAUAUUGCUGCAUCGGCAGGAACAUCCUCCCACUUGAACAAUCUCAAGAACAGACAGUUAUGUGCGCUAAAGAUGGAGAUCAACCGCGUGAAAGAGGAUAACCAAGUCUUGAGGACCGCACUGGACAAAGCUUUGAAAGAUUACUACCAUCUCCACAUGAAGUUCUCUAUUCUCCAUCACAAUACCCAAACCCAGGAACCUCAAAUGUUUCUCUCCCUCUGUGGUAACCACAAUUCUGUUAAUGAAGACCCCAACAGCAGUAAAUCACCAGCCACAUCCCAAGAAGAGCACGGUAGAGAGGGGGAUGAUGAUGAUGAAUUAGGGUUGACGCUGAGGCUCCAAACUAGCACAAGCAGUCAACAUGAAAGAGACGGUCAUGAUAAGGAAGAUAACAAGGAAGAAACCACGACUGCUACGUUUGCUGCAGUACAAAAUAAACUACAACCAUACAUGCAAAAUGACUUAGCAGCGGGAAUGACUAACCAUGUGGCCUUAAAUUCCCCAAUGCCUCGCAGAAAAGCUAGGGUUUCGGUCAGAGCAAGGUGUCAAUCCGCCACAAUGAAUGAUGGGUGUCAAUGGAGGAAAUAUGGCCAAAAAAUAGCGAAAGGAAAUCCCUGCCCGCGAGCCUAUUAUCGCUGCACAGUUGCUCCCGGAUGUCCAGUUAGAAAACAGGUGCAAAGAUGCUUAGAGGACAUGUCAAUACUCAUAACAACAUACGAAGGGACACACAACCAUCCACUCCCCGUGGGUGCAACCGCAAUGGCUUCCACAGCAUCCUCCAGCUUUCUCCUUGUAGACUCCAGCAGUUCUUACGCAGAUGGCAUCAACUACAACCUCAACCAAGAACCCCUCCUCCCCAACAGCUCAUCCUAUGUCAUAAACAUCAACAACCCAGCUUUACCAUUAUCUCCCUUUCACUCAUCAUCAACCCCAACAAGAGUCAUACACAGCAUUAACCCUAAUAAUACCAGCAACACUAGUACACUUCACCCUUCCAGAGGGAUCGUGCUUGAUCUCACCGGCAACAACGUUAAUGCAAACACAGCUACUCCCUCAUCGGAUCCGAUGGGCUUCGCCAGCUGGAUGCCUUCCAAUUCUGUAAAAUCCAACCUUCAUCGACAUCAUAUGAUUGGUACUAAUGCCAUUAAUAGUACUUUUCCGGGCAGCAGCAUUAUUAAUAUAGGGAAGGCUAAAUGGAAAACUGAAGAAGAGGAAGAAGACGAUGAUGGUGGUGGCGGUGAUCAUAGUGAUGGAGGAGGAGAUCAUCAACAGCAACAAGAAGGGGAAAAUAAAUCGAUGGCCGAAAAUGUAAGCGCCAUUGCUUCGGAUCCAAAGUUUAGAGUUGCAGUGGCUGCUGCCAUUUCAUCUCUCAUGAAUAAAAAUAAUACCCAGAGGAGUACUAGCGGGGCUCAACCUGCAGCGCAGCCUUCCUUUGUUGGAGAGAGUGGCAGCACCAGCGGCAGUAAUUGGGUUCAACCUGAGUCCUCUCUCCCUGCAAAUGGUAAGCUCCAUCAACAGUAG